Cinclus cinclus is the source of this 2412-nucleotide messenger RNA. RefSeq names its product collectin subfamily member 12 (gene COLEC12). The coding region runs from base 1 to 2247 and encodes 748 amino acids. NCBI's taxonomy places the organism in Eukaryota, Metazoa, Chordata, Aves, Passeriformes, Cinclidae. Gene Ontology annotation, molecular function: pattern recognition receptor activity; low-density lipoprotein particle binding. The record is from RefSeq and is a predicted model, not a curated record. The transcript has 10 exons.
AUGCAGAGCAGCCUAAUCACGUGCAACGACUUUGCAGAGGAGGAGGAGGUGCAGUCCUUCGGCUACAAGAGGUUUGGUAUUCAGGAGGGGAGCCAAUGUACCAAGUGUAAAAAUAACUGGGCACUGAAGUUCUCCAUCAUCUUAUUAUACAUUUUAUGUGCCCUAUUAACAAUCACAGUAGCCAUUCUGGGAUACAAAGUUGUAGAAAAAAUGGACAAUGUGACAGGUGGCCUGGAAACAUCCCACAGAAGAUACACAGAAAAACUCACAGAAGUGGAGAGUGAUCUGAAGAAAUUAGAUGACCAAGCUGGACAAAAAGCCUUGAAUACUAACACUGAACUGUCCAGCUUCAGAUCUGACAUUCUGGCUCUUCGUCAGCAACUUCAUGACAUUGCAGAGAAAACUACCAGAAACAAAGAUACACUGGAGAAGCUGCAAGAAUCUGGAAAUGUAUUAGAUGAUAGACAGAACCAAAUGAAAAGUGCCUUAGAUAGUAACUCUUUCAUGAUCAUCAGUGUCAAUAAGACUCUUCAGGCAUAUACUGGCUAUAUCAACAAUCUUCAACAAGACACAAGUAAUAUACAAACAAACUUGCAAAGCCAAGAGCAUUCUCAUAAUGUGAUCAUCAUGAGCCUGAACAACUUAAACCUGACUCAAAUACAGCAAAGAAAUCUUAUCAGUGUCUUACAGAAGUCAGUGGAAGAUACAAGUUCAGCUAUUCUAAGAAUCAGGAAUGACUUUCAAAAUCUGCAGCAAGUUGUCCUUCAGGCCCGGAAGGACACUGACUGGCUUAAGGAGAAAGUACACAAUUUACUGGCUUUGGCUGCCAACAACUCAGCAAUGGCAAAAGCCAACAAUGAUACACUUGAAGACAUGAACAAUCAGCUCAGCUCCUUCAGUGGGCAGAUGGAAAACAUCACCACAAUUGCCCAAGCCAACGAACAAAGUCUAAAGGAUCUCCAGGAGCAGCAUAAAGGAGAUGAAAACAGAACUGCUGCCAAAUUCAGCCAUCUAGAAGAAAGGUUCCAGAUCUUUGAAACCGAUAUAGUCAAUAUCAUUAGCAACAUCAGCUACACUGCUCAUCACCUACGGACACUGACGAGCAAUCUCAAUGAGGUCAGGACAACUUGUACGGACACCUUAAGUAAACACUCAGAUGAGCUGAUUUUUAUGAACAGCACACUAGCCAAUAUUCGCAUAGACUCUGCAUCUCUCAAGGUGCAACAGGAUUUGAUGAGGUCAAGGCUAGAUGUUGAAGUUGCCAAUUUGUCAGUAAUCAUGGAAGAAAUGAAGCUGGUGGAUUCCAAACAUGGCCAGCUCAUCAAGAACUUCACUAUUCUACAAGGCCCUCCUGGUCCAAGGGGACCUAAAGGUGACAGAGGCCCUCAAGGUCCUCUUGGCCCCGCUGGCCUAAAAGGACAAAAAGGAGAGAAAGGAGAGCCCGGACCACCAGGACCUGCGGGUGAGAAGGGCCCGCCUGGGCCAGCCGGGCCACCAGGAGAAAAAGGAGGGAAAGGUUCAAGAGGAUCACCUGGCUCCAAAGGUCAGAGAGGUUCUCCCGGCAAGACAGGUUUGCCUGGACCAAAUGGAGACCCAGGGCCACCAGGGCCACCAGGCAAGGAUGGUCCACCAGGGCCUCAAGGCCCACCAGGAUUCCAAGGCCUGCAAGGAACAGUGGGAAGCCCGGGCUUACCAGGACCGCGAGGAAUAACUGGACUACCUGGAGUCCCUGGGCUGCCUGGUCCAAAGGGCCCACCUGGCCCACCAGGGCCACCAGGUCCAGGGAUGCCAAUGGCACUGCAGAGUGAACCUACGCCCACACCCGAGGCUAAUGGUUGUUCUCCCCACUGGAAGAACUACACGGAAAAGUGCUACUACUUUUCAAUUGAAAGAGAAAUUUUUGAAGAGGCAAAGUUAUUCUGUGAAGAGAAGGCAUCACGCUUGGUUAUCAUCAAUAACAAAGAGGAGCAGCAAUGGAUAAAAAGGCAGAUUUUUGGGAAAGGCAGCUUCUGGAUUGGACUAACAGAUUCAGAGAAGGAAAAUGAAUGGAGAUGGUUGGAUGGAUCCUUACCAGUUUACACAAACUGGAAAACUGGGCAGCCUGAUAACUGGAGUCAUGGGCACGGGCCAGGGGAAGAUUGUGCCGGAUUGAUCUAUGCUGGGCUCUGGAAUGACUUCUACUGUGAAGAUGUUAACAAUUUCAUUUGUGAAAAAGACAUGGACAAAGGGCAAAUUCUUGGAGUGUAAUAGGCUGUGACUUUACAGAUACCUUCAUAUUAAGGAAAUUUAUGUAAAGAAGAAGAAAAUCCUGGGAAAGAGCAACACUGACUUCCAAAAUUGAAAAAAAAAAAAAAAACAGGAAAAAGCAAGCACUGAAAACUGAUUUUAAAGCAUGAAGGAAUUCAGCAGUAA